Juglans microcarpa x Juglans regia is the source of this 1125-nucleotide messenger RNA. Its product is annotated as GRF1-interacting factor 3-like. The transcript has 5 exons. Lineage: Eukaryota; Viridiplantae; Streptophyta; Magnoliopsida; Fagales; Juglandaceae. Gene Ontology annotation, biological process: leaf development; positive regulation of transcription by RNA polymerase II; cell population proliferation. Bases 141 to 803 code for a protein of 220 amino acids. Gene Ontology annotation, cellular component: nucleus. The record is from RefSeq and is a predicted model, not a curated record. Gene Ontology annotation, molecular function: transcription coactivator activity.
AGACAAAAUGGAGCGACCCUGUCGAGAAAAACUGAAAAACCCUCGUCCGACUCCAAAACAUCUGCCUUUUCCUAAUGCAAACACCUUACCGACACUGACCUGCUGACAAAAGUUUCAAGAUAAGAAAAAGGAGCAUAAACAUGCAGCAGCCACAGCAGAUGAUGCCUAUGAUGCCUUCAUUCCCACCCACAAACAUCACCACCGAGCAGAUUCAAAAGUACCUUGAUGAGAACAAAAAAUUGAUUCUGGCAAUAUUGGACUAUCAAAACCUUGGAAAACUUGCUGAAUGUGCUCAGUACCAAGCUCAGCUUCAAAAGAAUUUGAUGUAUUUAGCUGCAAUUGCUGAUGCACAACCACAAGCACCAGCAAUGCCUCCCCAGAUGUCCCCACACCCUGCAAUGCAACAAGGGUAUUACAUGCAACACUCUCAAGCAGCCGCAAUGGCUCAGCAGCCUGGUAUUUUCCCCCCAAAGCUGCCAUUACAAUUUAAUAACCCACAUCAGAUCCAGGAUCCACAGCAGCAGCUACACCAGCAGCACCAACAGGCCAUCCAAGGGCAAAUGGGUCUCAGAGCUGGAGGGGUCAACAAUGGCUUGCAUGCCAUGCACAAUGAGACUACCCAUGGAGGUGGCAGCAGUGGUGGUCCACCUGUUGCAGGCCCAAAUGACGUAAGGGGAGGAAGCAAGCAAGAUGGCUCUGAGGCUGGGACAGCUGGCGCUGAUGGCCAUGGAAGCUCAACGGCUGGGCAUGGCAGUGGUAAUGGAGAAUCUUCUUACUUAAAGGGGUUGGAGGAAGCGAAGUAACGUGUUCUUAUUGGCCAUCCCGCAUGAAUACAUGUGGCUGUUGAUAGUAGGUCUCUUAGAGUAGAGUGGUAUGCUCUGAUAAUCUUUGUUAGGUAGACUGAAGUGCAGGAAGUUUCACUUGUUCUAGUUUUGAAUAGAUUAGGUUGGUGAAAUUGUAGGGUAAGAGCCCUGUCAUGGAAUGAAUUCUGCCCACAAAUGAAACAUGUGGUUAGACAAGACAAUCUUAGUCAGAAACGGAAGAUAGGUUGAAGCAUGUAGCCUCGCAUGCUUAUCUCCUUGUAAUAACUUACAAUAUAUGCAGGGUUUUCCAGACUUAUGAUCU